This is a messenger RNA of Phyllotreta striolata, 1380 nucleotides long. Lineage: Eukaryota; Metazoa; Arthropoda; Insecta; Coleoptera; Chrysomelidae. The record is from the annotation of a GenBank genome assembly.
AUGGAAAUCGAAAAGGAAUAUAGACAUGUGCUGCCAGUUCCUAUGUAUCACAGCGAGUACAACAUUUGGUCGGUAUUGAAAAACUGCAUAGGUAAAGAAUUGAGCAAAAUCACCAUGCCUGUCGUAUUCAACGAGCCUUUGAGUUUCCUCCAACGCAUGGCAGAGUACAUGGAAUACGCCCAUUUGCUCCGAUUAGCAUCGCAACAGGAAGACCCAGUCAUAAGAAUGCAGUACGUUAUAGGAUUCGCUGUUAGCGCUUUGGCCUCGAAUUGGGAGAGGCUGGGGAAGCCGUUCAAUCCUCUGCUGGGCGAGACUUACGAGCUCGAACGCAAGGAAUUCAAGAUCAUAUGCGAGCAGGUCAGCCACCAUCCGCCAGUCUCGGCCUUCCACGCCGAGAGCGGCGACUGGAUUUUCCACGGUUCCAUACACCCCAAGCUGAAGUUUUGGGGCAAGAGCGUGGAGAUCCAACCCAAAGGCACCGUCACCGUCGAAUUUCCGAAGCUGAACGAGGCUUACUCGUGGACGAACGUGCAAUGUUGUGUUCAUAAUAUAAUCGUGGGGAAGUUGUGGAUGGAGCAGGUCGGUAAUAUGGAAAUAACCAGCUUCGCCUCGGGGCUGAAAGCCCAGCUUACGUUCAAACAAGCCGGAGGUAACAGCAACAGCAAAGAUCUCCACAGAGUCGAAGGGUUCCUCUACGACAAAUCCAAGCAAAAACUGAAAUUCAUCUACGGCAAAUGGACGGAGUUCAUCAAAUGCGCGGACAUCAACUCGUACGAAGAGUACCUCAGCGAAAACUCGUCGAAGUUCUCCAGCAACUCGAAGAGCAAAAGCCCCAACGAUUCGCCCUGUCACACUUCCAGGAAAAUGCUGCAGAAAUUCAACAGCCUCAAAGUCGGCUCGUUCAACAAGUCGAAUUCCAUGUCCACCUCAGAGAGCGUCGACGAUGCGAGUUUAGACGUAGGCGAGAAUUCGGUCCCGAAAAGCGAAUCCGCAUACAACAUAGACAUCCCUAAAUCCAUCACCAUCUGGCAAGUUAACCCCAGACCGGCCCAAACGAGCGAUUAUUACCAGUUUACUCAAUUCGCGAUGUCUCUAAACGAGAUUGAGCCGGAAAUGGAGGGGCACAUGUGCCCGACGGAUUCCCGAUUACGGCCUGAUAUAAGAAAACUCGAGCAAGGCGACAUCGACGGAGCAGCGCUCGAGAAAACCAGAUUGGAAGAGAAGCAAAGAGACACCAACAAGAACCGCAAGAGCAAGAAAACAUCCGAGUGGACUCCGAGGUGGUUUUACCAAGACACGAACCCCUACACGAAGCAAGAGGACUGGUUAUACAACGGCGACUACUGGAAGAGACAAUACACCGAUCCUGACAUAUUUUAA